AUGAACUUUGGCCGGGGGGGCCCGUCGGUGGUGGUGUUGAACGUGGGGGGCACCCGCUACUCGUUCUCCCGGGAGGUGCUGAAGGACUUCCCCCUGCGCCGCCUGAGCCGCCUGCACGGCUGCCUGUCGGAGCAGGACGUGCUGGAGGUCUGCGACGACUACGACCGCGAGCGCAACGAGUACUUCUUCGACCGCCACUCGGAAGCCUUCGGCUUCAUCAUGCUCUACGUGCGCUACGGCCACCUGCGCUUCGUGCCCCACAUGUGCGAGCUCUCCUUCUACAACGAGAUGAUCUACUGGGGCCUCGAGGCGUCGCACCUCGACUACUGCUGCCAGCGCCGCCUCGACGACCGCAUGUCCGACACCUACACCUCCUACUCGGCCGACGACCUGCAGGCCGCCGAGCCCGCCGCCGGGGCGGCCUGGGGCAGCGGCAGCACCACCGCCAGCAGCAGCCGAGGCGGUGCCGGCGCCGAAGCCGGGGAGGGCGGCGGCCGCGCAGCGCCCCCGCCCGGCGCCGAGAAGAAGUGGCUGGAGAGGAUGAGGAGGACUUUCGAGGAGCCCACCUCUUCCUUGGCCGCGCAGAUCCUGGCCACCGUCUCCAUCCUCUUCGUCAUCGUCUCCAUGGUGGUGCUCUGCGCCAGCACCAUGCCCGAGUGGCGGGCGGCCGAGAACCGAAGCAUGGAGGAGCAAAGCAGGUACACAGCAGACUCACUCAGGGAGCCUUCAGGGUAG
Messenger RNA from Podarcis lilfordi (Lilford's wall lizard), 735 nucleotides. The record is from the annotation of a GenBank genome assembly. Lineage: Eukaryota; Metazoa; Chordata; Lepidosauria; Squamata; Lacertidae.